CUCAACCGACUGACUCAUACACAACCCAAGGCAUCGCAAGGCAACACACACACACACACACACACACACAGAGGAGAAGAGAUGGGGAGGGCGCCGUGCUGUGACAAGGCGACGGUGAAGAGGGGGCCAUGGUCACCGGAGGAGGAUGCGAUGCUCAAGGCCUACAUUGAGGAGCGUGGCACCGGCAACAACUGGAUUGCACUGCCACACAAGAUUGGGCUGAAGAGAUGCGGCAAGAGCUGCAGGCUGAGGUGGCUGAACUACCUGAGGCCUAACAUAAAGCACGGGGACUUCACCCCAGAGGAGGACAGCACCAUCUGCAAGCUCUACAUUAGCAUCGGAAGCAGGUGGUCAAUCAUCGCCGCACAGCUGCCAGGAAGGACCGACAACGACGUCAAGAACUACUGGAACACCAAGCUCAAGAAGAGGCUCCUCGGCGGCCGCCGCAAGGACCGCGGCACAGGCACGCAGCAACACCGCCAGGGCGAGCUGGACGGCGCAAACAACGACGGCGAGCAGCAGCCGCUGAGCGCGUCGGCCAUGGAGAGGAUCCAGCUCUGCAUGCAGCUGCAGGAAAUGCAGAACCCCCUCAGCAGCAUCAGCAACCCCUUGCACCUGUGGCAGCCUAGCAGCCAUCAUCAGAUGGCCGCCACGGCCCACAGCAACAGCAACAGCAGCCGCAGCAGCAGCUUCGAUGUAACAGUAGCUGCUGAGCAGGGACAGUCCAGCUCUCUGAACGAUCAGCACCUCGGCGGACAGCAGCAGCUUGAGACGAGAGCCACCGCGGACGGCCUGGCCUCGCCGUCGAGCGCGGGCAACUCCAACAUCGUAACCAUCGAAGCCGAGCUUCAGGAACUUAUCUACAGCGCGGCGGCGACGACGACCGUCACGCAGCAAGGGGACGUGGACUGGUGGAGCUAUGACCAGGGCAAGUCCCCUGUGAACUGCUGGGACUUCACCCCUGAAACCAGCUCGGUUCUUCAGGACUACGCAGCUGAGGUGUAUGACAUGUGAAGAGGACCAAGUUAUUUAGGGGUGGUAACUAAUAGGGAUUUGUCUAGGCUUGGAUCUUGUAAAAGUCCAAAAGAAACUGUAAUCAACUUCUUGUAAGAAAUAUGUAGUAGUAAGCUGUAAGGCAUAAUAAAUAAAUAAAGCUA
This is a messenger RNA of Hordeum vulgare subsp. vulgare (domesticated barley), 1157 nucleotides long. RefSeq names its product transcription factor MYB36-like. The record is from RefSeq and is a predicted model, not a curated record. The transcript has 3 exons. The coding region runs from base 82 to 1014 and encodes 310 amino acids. NCBI's taxonomy places the organism in Eukaryota, Viridiplantae, Streptophyta, Magnoliopsida, Poales, Poaceae.